Messenger RNA from Aspergillus affinis, 1143 nucleotides. Its product is annotated as polysaccharide lyase family 1 protein. Lineage: Eukaryota; Fungi; Ascomycota; Eurotiomycetes; Eurotiales; Aspergillaceae. The coding region runs from base 1 to 1143 and encodes 380 amino acids. The transcript is spliced from 4 exons. Gene Ontology annotation, molecular function: pectate lyase activity. The record is from RefSeq and is a predicted model, not a curated record.
AUGAAGUACACCACUCUUUUUGCCGCCGCUGCGGCCGUUUUCGCAAACAGCGUCAACGCUGGAGUCGUUGGUGCUGCCCAGGGUUUCGCCAAGGGCGUUACUGGUGGUGGCAACGCUGCUGAGGUCUACCCCAAGACUAACGACGAGCUGGUCUCUUACUUGGGUGAUAGCGUGCCCCGUGUCAUCGUCCUUGACAAAACCUUCGAUUUCACCGGAACCGAGGGCAAGGAGACUACCAGCGGUUGCUCUCCCUGGGGAACCAACUCCAAGUGCCAGACUGCCAUUAACUUGCACGGUUGGUGUGAUAACUACGAGCCCAACGCCCCUAAGGUCUCCUCCAUCACCUAUGACAAGGCUGGUAUCCUCGGUAUCACUGUCAACUCCAACAAGUCGCUUGUCGGAAAGGGCUCUGCCGGUGCCAUCAAGGGUAAGGGUAUUCGCAUGGUCAGCGGUGCCAAGAACAUCAUCAUCCAGAACAUUGCCAUCACCGAUCUCAACCCCCAAUUCGUCUGGGGUGGUGAUGCCAUCACUCUCAACGAUGCCGACCUGGUCUGGAUUGAUCACGUCACUACUGCCCGCGUUGGUCGCCAGCACAUUGUUCUCGGUACCAAGGCGGAUAACCGCGUGACGAUCUCCUACAACCUGAUCGACGGCCGCUCCGACUGGUCCGCUACCUGCAACGGACACCACUACUGGGGCCUGUACCUUGACGGAACCAACGACAUGGUGACUCUCAUGGGCAACUACUUCUACAACCUGAGCGGCCGUAUGCCCAAGGUCCAGGGCAACACUCUCCUCCACGCCGUCAACAACCUUUUCCAUAACAUCGAUGGCCACGCCUUCGAGAUCGGCCAGGGCGGCUAUGUCCUCGCCGAGGGUAACGUCUUCCAGAACGUUGGCACCGUCGUUGAGUCCCCUAUGCAGGGCGGCCUCUUUAGCUCCCCUGAUGCCAACACCAACGCGCAGUGCAAGACCUACCUCGGCCGCUCCUGCCAGCUCAACGCUUUCGGUGGUUCCGGCUCCAUGAGCGGCGCGGACACCAGCAUCCUCAGCAAGUUCAAGGGCAAGAACAUCGCCUCCGCCCGCGUUCCCAACAACAUCGCCUCCUGGACCAUGGCCAACGCCGGUGUUGGCCACGUUUAA